This is a messenger RNA of Lytechinus pictus (painted urchin), 1825 nucleotides long. Its product is annotated as neutral cholesterol ester hydrolase 1-like. The record is from RefSeq and is a predicted model, not a curated record. Gene Ontology annotation, molecular function: lipase activity. The transcript has 2 exons. Bases 1 to 795 code for a protein of 264 amino acids. Lineage: Eukaryota; Metazoa; Echinodermata; Echinoidea; Temnopleuroida; Toxopneustidae.
AUGCAGUACCGAAAGAUCCCCGAACAUCAGUUCCCUGCUCAGAUAGAAGACUCGAUGAUAGCAACCAGAUAUUUAUUGACUCAUGCGAGCGAUUUCAAAGUCGAUGCUAGUCGGGUGGCUGUAUCGGGUGAUAGCGCUGGCGGUUACCUCGCAACAGUUAUAGCCCAGCAGGUGUACGACGACCCGGACCUGCCUAACAUAAAGGUCCAGGUCUUGUUUUACCCCGGGACGCAGAUGUUCGACUUCCAAACACCUUCCCACCAGAAGUGUUCGGCGCUUUUCGGCAACAAUGGGAUGCUGACGCAUCAGACGCUGGCGUGGUUGGGAAGCAUGUACCACUUUGGGAAGGCGGACUUCGAGUUCAUGGGUCAAGUGAUGUCCAAUAAUCACACAGCGCCCUCGUUUAAGAAGACCAAGCGCUACCAGAGAAACAUUAAUCAUAGCCUGGUCCCGAAAGAGCUUAUCCCGGACUUUUACAAGCCGCCGCCCAACAACACGGGCAGCGACGCGUUGUGGGAGAAGCUGAAGGAUGUGUACAUGGAUCCGAGGCACGAUCCCCUCAUGCGGGACGACCUCCGCGGGAUGCCAGACAGUUUCAUCGCGACCUGUGGGUUCGAUUGCAUCCGGGACGAUGGGAUCAUGUACGCAAAGCGUUUAGAACAAGCCGGGAACCACGUGGAGUGGGUGAAUUAUAACGGAUGCUUUCAUGGUGUCCUCUGGCAAGGCUGGAUAAACUUCAAGAAUGGCCGAAAGAUGCUUGAAGAUGGUCUUGCCUAUGCAAAGGAGCAUCUUUGAGUCAGAAAUCCACCUUAUUUCAAGUCACCGUUAUUCGCCAUCUUGCAACAUGGAUACAAGUAUGAAUUAUUAAAUUACAUGUAUAUGAAAGCUCCAAAACCAGUUGCAGCAUACUGAAAAGUGAAAACCAUCCUCAAAAGGGGUUGUACAUACAUGUUAAUUGUGCAUGUAUUUUGCAAGUAAGUGGUCAUAUAUGUUGUAUACAGUGCACAAAACUAUUUGCCAGCUCACAUAAUUUUUUUUUCCAAAUAAUCUCUUGCCAUCAAUUAUCACCUGUCUUUUCCUUUGGUGGUUCAGUGUAAAAAGAACAAACCCAAAGCACAUUCUCCAGUUAUUCAACUAUUAAUGGAAAAAAGGGGUUUAGGUAUUUAAUGGUUGCUUUGUGUCUAACAUUAAUGAGAAACAUCGUAGAAAGUUGAAUUCUCAAUCUUUUAAAAAUCUAAUUUGCCAAAAAUCAAAUUCCAGAUCUGUUGUUGGUCCGUGAAGACCGUGAUGGGUACAGAUCACAAAAAGAAGUCAAAUGCCCUUUUCCCUUUUAACUGAUUGACUACUGAAUUCCAUCAUUCCAUACAGGUUCCAGGAAGCCAUGGGUUAACCAAUCGUGAAUAGUGCCAUACAUGUACAUGUAGAUAAUUAGAAAAUUGAGAUGGCUAUUUUACAUGUUGACUGUAUGUACAUGCAUAUCUUACAAAUAUUGAUAUAAAAUAUUUAUUGGCUUUACGAAUGAUUUAUUUAUAAAGCAAAAUGAUUCUGUGGUCUAAUUAAUAGUGUUUUAAUCAAAAUGAAAUAUUCAAUGCACCUUGCUUUUCAAUGCAAUCUCUAUGUAGUCUUUAUCUCAGCAUCAUGAUUGACUCUUGAUUGUAACUUGUACAGAUUAUACAUUUACCACAUGUUUAUAGAUUUUAGAUUAUAGCAGGUUUUAUAAUAGAAUUUGAUCGGCUGCAGAGCUGUUCAAUUUUCAAAGGAUUUUGAAUAGUUUUCCUGAUCAAUUCGGUCUUUUUAUAUAAAAAAAAAAAGCCAGCCAGACUGA